Messenger RNA from Gilbertella persicaria, 666 nucleotides. RefSeq lists its product as uncharacterized. The transcript is spliced from 4 exons. The record is from RefSeq and is a predicted model, not a curated record. The annotation marks the transcript as partial. NCBI's taxonomy places the organism in Eukaryota, Fungi, Mucoromycota, Mucoromycetes, Mucorales, Choanephoraceae.
AGUGUUCUUACUAUGGAGGAACUGGAUGAAAUAAAAAGUUUUAAUCUUAAAGAUCUGCCAUCUAUCAAUGCCAAGACUCACGACUAUUUAAACCUAUAUAAAGAGGCGAAGAUUGCAGGAGAAGUACGCAAGAUCCUUACUUCAAAACAGAGUUGGGACGAUGAAUUUGAUCGAAAAGAAUCUCAUGAUCUUGACUGGAUUCGUCACAGUUAUUACACACUGACGAGAGAAUUAGAAUGCGGUAGUUUGGAUGGUACUGACAAGUCAGAGACUUGGUUGCUUGCUCAUGUUUGGGCAACUAUUGAUCGUGUCUUUGAUGACGUAGAGUUGGAUGUGGUUCGUGGAGAGUCUGCAAGCUUGGCAUCAAGCUUGAGAAAGAACAAAGAUCGGAUUCCUCAGGGAGUGGAGAAACUGGAACGAAAAAAAAUGGGUAGACGCUUAGAUAUGAUCUUGCGAAAGAAGAAUUUGGAACUAGGUGCAGGAGAAGCUGGAAAGGCAACAGGUGACAAUGAUGCAAAGUUGCUUCGUGAAAGGGACUUGAAGCUCCCGAAGGCAUUAAAGGAUAUGUUUCUAUGCUUGAAAAACGAAGGAGGGGAUGGUAAAACUCAAGAUAUCGAGAUGGUUGGUUUAUUGCAAUAUGGUAUGGAGCUUAGUUCUAUUCUGUGA